Molecule: messenger RNA, 1079 nt
Organism: Brassica napus (rape)
Lineage: Eukaryota; Viridiplantae; Streptophyta; Magnoliopsida; Brassicales; Brassicaceae
Product: cyclin-J18
Exons: 8
Coding region: 172-894 (240 amino acids)
Source: RefSeq, a predicted model, not a curated record
GAUCACUGAAAAGAAAACCAUCCAUUGGGUCACUUAAUGGGCCAAGGCCCACAUCUAAGGUUCGUGUCGAAAUCAUGAUACUAAAACUAAAAGUUUUCAGGACUCGGAGUUUCGGCGCCAUUAAAGACGUUCAAAAGUUUCAUCAGAGAGCUCUAAAAUCAGAAGGGGGAGAUGUCUACAGAGAUCGCUCAUCUGCGACGGAGGUUGGUCGAGUUCACGAUUCAGUGUACUACUCAUCUCGAACUUCCUCCGAUCGUUAAAUACUCAGCACUAUCGCUCUUCUUCGAUCGGUUUCGUCCGUCUGUUGUCAGGUUCUUACAGAAGAAGAAGAAAGCAGAACACUGGCUAUUGCAACCGUUGACUGAAAGCAAUCUGCAGCUGUUUGUGUUAAUCUCCAUAUGGAUCUCGUGCAAAAUGCACUGUUCCCGGGGUUUAUCGGUUCAAAGUCUGAAAUCCUUGGGUGAUAAUAUGAUCACAGAGCAGCUCUUCACUGUUCGGGAUUUCAUGGAAGCAGAACUAGUUUUUCUGAAGGUGAUGAAAUUCGAGAUUGGCACUUUAAAUAUAGCUUAUACACUGCUUGAUGACCUUUUUAUCCAUUUCAAGGAAGUUGCAAAGGUUGGAGAACUUUUGAACUUCGAAGCAUGUAUGGAUAUGAUGGAUCUUCUUUACGAGAAGGAGGAGACGUCCGUUCUUUAUCAUUCUUCCACAUCUUUGGCUGCUUCCAUUUUGGUCUCUUCUUACAUAAUAACCGUGCCUAAACAACAGUGGGAGUUCCCUAUUCUCCCAUGGGGUAAGCAUUCUUCUUUCUGCUAUUUCCAUCAAAAGCAUUUAUCGAUGAUAGAUUUAUCAAGUCAUAGGGUAUUGAACAAGUUAGAAAUAAGUUAUACCAUAUAGGAUCGCUAAGGGCCAAAUAUUCACCUUUUUGACUACUCUGCAUUUCAGCAUCACGCAAAAGAAGAAUACAUUGUUGUUCCCACUUCAAGUCUUCUUCAUCUUUCCCUUUAGACCCGGACAUUGUAUGAUGUUCCUCAACUUAAUACCUGUAAUAAUUAUGAUUAUGAGCCAUCAAGGUUGACUUA